AUGUCCGAUGGUCCGAAUUUUGUAGAGCUUUUAGAGAUUGCAUUUUCACCAGAACAACCUAAUCAAGAAGCUCUUGAUUACUUAACUAAUUUUCGACGAGAAAACCCAAUAGAUUUUUUGUUUGAAUGCAUAAGUGCGCUUCCAUCAGUAAAAGACAGCAGGAUUAUGAAGCAACUACUUAUACAAAUCAGUUCAAUACUUAAUGGCGGAAAAUAUACGCUAAUUGAAACAAAACCCCAAUUCUUGAACGAACUUGAACAGAAACACAAUUGCAUAGUCGCAUUCAAAGAGUUAUUACUACAAUGUAUAUGUACAGAAGGAAUAUCUGAUGAUAAAUCAUUAUAUUUGAUAAUAUCACAAUUAAUUCUCAUCGAAUUGAAACAAAAAUCCAAUUAUUUAUAUUCAAAUCUCGUAGCAAUACUAAAUAACUGCCAACCUCAAACACGUCUUGGAAUUUUGGAAAUUUUCGUCAAUACUUUCAAAUCUUUAACAUUUACAUUGCUACUACUCAGAGAUCUUAAUCUUCAUCAACCAAUAAGUCAGAUAAUUGGUGAAUCUAUAGAUGAUGAAGAAAACGUGGUUUUAAUUUUCAAAUUAAUCGAAGCUGUUUGUUAUUCAAAUUAUGGUAAAUUAGUAUAUGACAAUGAUGAAUUCAUAGCGAAUAGUGUUGAAUGGUUUAGAAGAAUAACACCAGAAGUAGAAAUACCUGAAAUAAUCAAAUCAUUUUUUGGCGCUUUUACAAACUUUUUCAAAGCUGAAUACAAGAAAAUCUUUAGCGAUGAAACAAACCAAGAAGUAUUUAUGUCAUUAGUUUUGGAUUUCCUUAAGUCAUCGAAUGCUUAUGGUGUUAAAUAUUCUCUCAGAUUCAUUCGAAAAAUUGCUCGUUUUGAGAAUUCUUUACCAGAAAAAGAUAGUAAUCAUUUUAUCUCCCAAUAUUCCCAAUUUUUAUUAGAACCAAUAACAGCACAACUUAAUGGAUUAAGUGAUGAUGAUAACUCUAUAGAGUUCCAAUCAGCAGAUGAUGAAUCAAUUGCUACAGAAGCAUAUUCAACAUUAUUAAAUUUGACAGAAAUUUCUCCUGAAAUUUGUUUAAGUUGUGCUGAAGAUUUCUUUAAUUGUCUUGACAACAAGACCUGGAAUACACAAGCUGCAGGAUUGCUGGGAUUAGCUGCUUUAGUUCAUUAUACAAGUUCUGAAAGUGCAAUUAUAAUUCAGGAACUUUUAAAGCUAAAUAAUGAUGAAUUAAAUAUAAUUUUGAUUUUUAUGGAGAAUGAUAAUCUCAGAUUAAGGUCAAUUGUUAUGACUCUCAUGCAGAAUGCACUUGAUUAUAAUACAGAUACUGCGUUUAGAGAUCGUGAUUAUUUGAAAGUUGUUUCAAAAAUGAUUAUUCAAGGAUUAAAGGCUGAUUCAAAUGAUUUGAGAUUAAGUUGUUUGUCACUUUUGGAAUCAUUUUCAAAAAUUUUUGAUGCAUCUUUGUAUCAAACAGCGAAUGCUUUAAAUGAAUUAUUAAAACCUAUAACUGAAAUUGUCAUCACAAUGCUUAAUAAUUACAAAGAUAACGUUAUUUUAAUUAAUGAUUUGUUCAAAGCGUAUGAAAGCUUUAUUAUCAGAAUUUCUUAUUCUGAAGAACCGCAUUUGCCGCCAAUUCUUAAUACUUUUCGUGGUAUUUUGAAUGCUUUUCUACAAAAUCCUGAAUACGACUACAUUAUUUGUGGAUUAAUUCGUAUUAUUACAUGCAUUACAUUCAAAUGUUCAAAUUUGGAUCCAAACAUUAAACAUGAAAUUUGGAAUGAUAUAUAUCAGAUCUUCAGUCCAGAAGAUGGUCAAUUGGAUUCAACGGAUUGUAAUGUUCUCACGUCUUUAAACAUCUUCGUGCAGUUUAUGCCGGAAAUCGCAGUACCUGCUCUUGGUAAUUUUCCAAUUGAACUUUUAGCAUUUAUCCCAGAUAAUUGCACAGAUUUAAACCUUUCAAGCGUAUUCCAUUUCAUUUACAGUGUCUAUAUAAUAUUCCCGACUAUGUAUCAAGAUCAAUUUUACAAUGUCAUGGAAAGACUUUUGACACUGGUAAAUGAAAACUUUGAGAUGCCAAUUUUCCCUUCAAUUUGCAUCGCUCUUGGAGCUGUUAUUUUAUCGAAUACAUCUGAAGCACUGGCCAAAUACGAAAAAGAGAUUGCUCUUAUACCUCUAAGUGUCGAAGAAAUGGCGAAAGGAGUUGAUAAACUAGAUUCAGGCGCAAUCCAAAAUCUAAGAGAUAUGUUUACUAGUUUGUUCAAACUUUUCUCGGCAAUCGCUUUAAUGUACAUACAAAAUGAUGGAUCAAGGUUUUUAAAUGCAAUGAAAACAGCAUUGUUCAAACCAUUCCAAAUAAUUGAGCCUUACUACAUUGACGAAAAUUAUGCAGAUGCCGCUUAUAGCUUCAUGAAAACAAUCAUGGAUAAUUCGAAUUUUGAACAAAGAAAGCCAAUUCAGCCAAAUUUGGCAAAUCCCAAACUUCAAGUUGUUUUGACAUGGAUUACCAAACAUUGUCAGAACAGAAAUCAAUUCGCUGAAGAUGCCAAACGUAUGAGCUCAUCGCUCCUCAGGAUUUAA
Messenger RNA from Trichomonas vaginalis G3, 2589 nucleotides. RefSeq names its product armadillo (ARM) repeat-containing protein family. NCBI's taxonomy places the organism in Eukaryota, Parabasalia, Trichomonadida, Trichomonadidae. Bases 1 to 2589 code for a protein of 862 amino acids. The record is from RefSeq and is a predicted model, not a curated record. The transcript has a single exon.